Zingiber officinale is the source of this 2697-nucleotide messenger RNA. RefSeq names its product receptor-like protein EIX2. Gene Ontology annotation, cellular component: plasma membrane. Gene Ontology annotation, molecular function: protein binding. The transcript has a single exon. The record is from RefSeq and is a predicted model, not a curated record. NCBI's taxonomy places the organism in Eukaryota, Viridiplantae, Streptophyta, Magnoliopsida, Zingiberales, Zingiberaceae. The coding region runs from base 1 to 2697 and encodes 898 amino acids.
AUGAAAACUCCCCUCUUGCUUCUCUUGUUGUUGUUCACUCUGGGCUUCCUUACCAAAACCACAAGCUCGUGCCUUGCUGCCGAGAGAGAUGCUCUACUUGAGUUCCGAGCUGGGAUGAACGGUACGCUUAAAAGAAUGCCUUCUUGGGAAGAAGAAGACUGCUGUAACUGGGAGGGAGUUGUCUGCCACCCCACAACCCGUCAUGUGGUGAAGCUCAAGCUCAGCGAAUGCAUUCAAGAUUCCAAGGGCCAGGUUCAUCAAAUGAUCAAUUCAUCAUUGCUUGCUUUAACUGAGCUGAACCACUUGGAUCUCAGCUACAAUCAUUUCUACAAUGUGCCUAUCCCAAAAUUUAUAGGUUCUUUCAAGAAAUUGAAAUAUCUCAACCUCUCUAAUUCAUUCUUCAUUGGAGGUAUUCCUCUGGAGUUCAGGAACCUCACCCACCUACGUUCCCUGGAUUUAGAUAAUGCUCUAGAUCCGGAACAACAACAUGUUGGCGAUCUUGACUGGCUCACCCAUCUUUCUUCUCUUAAACACUUAGACAUCAGUGGGUUGCUACUCCCUAGUUUAACUGAUUGGCUCCUGCCAUCCAACUUACACGGGUCUCUCACUGCGUUGAUAACUAGGGGCUGCAACCUUAUUUCCAUCCCAGUGUCUCCAUCUAAUGUUAACUUCACAUCUCUUGAGAUCCUUGAUAUCUCUGACAAUCAUUUCCAUACCACCUUGCCUCAGUGGGUCUGGAAUAUCACUAGCCUUACACAUCUCGAUCUUGGUUUUGCGGAAUUCUAUGGCACAAUUCCUGAAGCCAUCGGAGCAUUGACCUCUCUUACAUACCUUGAUUUAUCAAACAAUUAUAUUGAAGGAACUAUACCCAGAGCGAUAACACAUCUACUGCGGUUGGAAUCACUAAGUUUGCAGGGCAAUCAACUGAGUGGAAGUUUGGGCAGUUGGAUUGAGCAUUUGACAAGUCUCACAUUAAUUGAUUUGGGUCAUAAUAUUCUUAAUGGCUCAGUACCUACAGGAAUUGGAAAGCUUUCUAAUCUCACCUCUUUGUCUCUUUGUUAUAAUCAACUCCAAGGCAGUGUAUCAGAGAUCCACCUGGAGAACCUAACACGACUAGAAGUUUUGGACUUGUCUUAUAACUACCUAAAGGUAUCUUUUGAUCCCAACUGGGUUCCUGUUUUUCAACUUGUUCUUGUUCAACUCAGUGGUUGCGAAAUAGGGCCACAAAUUCCAAGAUGGUUGCAGUUACAAACAAGAAUAGAUGCCUUGGAUUUGUCCAACAAUAAAAUUGCAGAAACAUUGCCGAGUUGGUUGGUGAAUGUUUCAUCUUCCACUCUUACAAGUUUACACCUCUCAGGAAACCAAAUUAAAGGUAAACUACCAACAUUUUCAGAUGCUUCGAGAUUGAUCAACUUAAGGCUGGACACCAACCAAUUUGAAGGCCAACUGGAUGAUCUUUUUUCAUGCAAUUAUUCCUCCACCGAAGUACAGUUACCGUCAUGGUCCAAUAUUCUUGAGUUGUCACUCUCAAACAAUAAGCUGGAAGGUGUCAUACCGUUGUUCGUUUGCAAUUGGACAGGUCUAGAUUUUCUUCACUUAUCAAACAACAGUUUGACUGGCGAAAUUCCUUACUGCUUAGGGGAAUCAUUAAAAGGUCUUGUUACACUGAAUUUGGCCAACAAUAUUUUGUUUGGAAAAAUUCCAACAACAUUUGGUUCUUUGUUGCUGCUUGCACAAUUAGUAUUGAAUAAUAAUGGUUUUUCUGGUCAGCUACCUUCAUCGUUGCAAAAUUGUACAUAUUUAUCUUAUCUUGAUCUGUCUCACAAUGCAUUCUCUGGCAACAUACCGCCAUGGAUGGGAGAAAGUCUACAGGGGUUACAAGUAUUUCGUCUUGGUUAUAAUAUUUUCUCAGGUGACAUUCCUCAGCAGCUUUUACUACUUGAAGAACUUAAAAUAUUGGAUCUUUCAAACAAUAACUUCUCAGGAUCCUUGCCUUAUUACCUUGGUAAUUUUACGGCCAUGGCAUCUAUUUCACGUUCGUUUGAAUUCACAGAAUAUGUUGAUUUAGUUAUACCAACAAAGGGAGGAAACCUUCAUUAUCCUUAUAAGUCAGAUUUAACCACAAGUUUAGACUUUUCUGGAAAUAAUCUAACAGGGGAAAUCCCUCCAGAAAUUGGACGCCUUAUAGGACUGCAUAAUUUAAACCUCUCCAGAAAUCAUUUGAGUGGUAAAAUUCCUCAAGAACUAGGAGAGAUCACGCUACUAGAAUCUCUUGACCUAUCAUUUAAUGACCUCUCUGGUACGAUUCCAAAUAGUUUGGCAGACUUGAACUUUCUCAGCUACAUAAAUCUGUCUUAUAACAAUCUGAUGGGGAGGAUACCGUCUGGUUCUCAACUUCAAACUCUGAGUGACCCUUCUAGGUAUAUGGGCAAUCCUCGUCUGUGUGGGCCGCCAGUUUCCAGUGGUUGUUCGGUAAUGGAAACAGUUGACAAAGUUCAGAAAAUGAGAAAUUUUGAAUGGAUUUGGCUUUCUAUUGCUGUGGUGCUUGGAUUUCUGUUGGGGAUUUGGACCUUCUGUGGCAUCCUCUUAUUCAAAAGAGAAUGGAGAUAUGCAUACUUCCGAGGGAUUGAUAGCUGGUAUGAUCGAAUUUUAUUGCAACUGCUCUUCUGCCUUGCGCGGUUAAGUGGACAAGACUAA